Columba livia (rock pigeon) is the source of this 1485-nucleotide messenger RNA. Its product is annotated as zona pellucida sperm-binding protein 3. The transcript is spliced from 9 exons. The record is from RefSeq and is a predicted model, not a curated record. Bases 31 to 1425 code for a protein of 464 amino acids. NCBI's taxonomy places the organism in Eukaryota, Metazoa, Chordata, Aves, Columbiformes, Columbidae.
CCUCUGUGAACUGGUUUUGCUGGGGUCAGGAUGGGGUCUGGAGGCAGCUUGGGUGCAACUCUGUUCUGCUGGGUGCUGGUUGAAGUAGCAUCUUACAGUCCAUGGGGUUUGCCCCAAAGGGACUUGGCGGUCUUGAGGGUGCGGGGGGACUCCUCUUGGAGCCGGCCCCGUGUCCCUUCCUUCUCCCAGCCCUCCCCCUGGGCAUGGGUGGACGUUUCCCAGCUCCAGGCUGCUGCCCCAUUGCACCCUGUGGCUGUGCAGUGCCAGGAGGCGCAGGUUGUGGUCACGGUGCACAGGGACCUCUUUGGUACAGGGCGUCUUGUCAAGGCUGUGGACUUGACCUUGGGCUCGGCUGCCUGCCUACCUCUGGCACAGGAUGUUGCUGAGAGCGUGGUGACCUUUGUGGUUGGGCUGCAUGAGUGUGGCAGCAUCUUGCAGAUAACCCCAGACUCCUUGAUCUACAAAACAAUUUUGUCCUACAAACCUACUCCUUCUGGUAACCCAGUGAUUGUAAGGACCAAUGCAGCUGUGGUUCCUAUUGAGUGCCACUAUCCCAGGAAGGGCAACGUGAGCAGCAGCGCCAUCAAGCCCACAUGGGCUCCGUUCCGCUCUACCCUGUCGGCGGAGGAGAAGCUGAUGUUCUCCCUACGUCUCAUGAAUGAUGACUGGAGUGCUGAGAGGCUCUCCAAUGGCUUCCAGCUUGGGGAAAGUCUGCAUCUCCAGGCUGAUGUUGCUUCUGGGGACCAUGUACCUCUAAGGCUCUUUGUGGAUGACUGUGUUGCUACUCUGAGUCCUGACAGGAGUUCUUCUCCCCGAUAUGCCUUCAUUGACCUCAGCGGGUGCUUGGUGGAUGGGAGAUCAGAUGACACCACUUCAACCUUCAUCUCUCCAAGGCUGAGGCAGGAAACGCUGCAGUUCACAGUUGAUGCAUUCAAGUUUGCAGGAGACAACAGAAACUUGAUCUAUAUCACCUGCCACCUGAAGGUCUCCCCGGCUGACCAAGCCCCAAAUCCAUUGAACAAGGCCUGUUCCUUCAACAAAGCCAGCAGCCUGUGGGCUCCUGUGGAGGGUACUGGAGACAUCUGCAGCUGCUGUGAGACUGGCAGCUGUCCACUGUAUGGAGGAUACCCCGGGAGAACUAACCCUCUGGCCAGAUGGCCAGCAAGACGAUCCAAGAGAGACAUCUCUUCCAAGCAAGGUGGGUCCUCAAGGGCAGCGGAGGCUGAAGUCUCAGUUGGACCGCUAUUAAUCCUGGAUUCAGCUCAGGGAUUAAGAAGUUCCUCAGGAGGUCUUGUGCCAUCAGGGAAGACUUCACAUGGUGCUGCUGAAGGGCUUCCUAUGCUGGUCCAAGUUGCACUGCUCAUAGCAGCCGCUGUCCUGAGCUUAACUGCUCUUGGAUUGUUUCUUGGGUGCAGAAAAAUGUAGCUGCCCUCCAGAAGCCUAACUGUAACUCCUCAACCUGAAUAAAGAGAAGCGUUUCUGUCC